Serendipita indica DSM 11827 is the source of this 2046-nucleotide messenger RNA. NCBI's taxonomy places the organism in Eukaryota, Fungi, Basidiomycota, Agaricomycetes, Sebacinales, Serendipitaceae. The record is from the annotation of a GenBank genome assembly.
AUGCUAGCUACCGAUUGCCACAUCGGAGUUCAUGGCCGCGAUCCAACCCGAAGCCAUGACUCUCUUGACACAUUUAGAGAAGUCCUAGAGCUCGCCGUGAAGCAUGAUGUCGAUAUGAUUCUCCUCGCCGGCGACCUUUUCCACGAAAACAGACCGAGCCGCGAAUGCUUUUACGAGACGUGUGCUCUCUUGCGGCAGUACACGUUUGGAGAUAAGCCAGUCUCCAUCGAGCUUCUCAGUGACCCAGAUGAUGGGAAAGCUCCUGGCUUUGCCUUCCCCGCCAUCAACUACGAGGAUCCGAAUCUUAAUAUUGCCAUCCCGGUCUUUUCUAUACAUGGGAAUCAUGAUGAUCCACAAGGCGCUGGUGGUCAUAGCGGGGCGCUGUGUGCGCUAGAUCAGCUUUCGGUCAGCGGACUGGUCAAUUACAUUGGCAAAGUCGACAUUCCAACGGAUAUGGACAACGCCGACCUGGCUUCAAUCGUAACUCGACCAGUAUUACUCCGAAAAGGUCAAACCAGGCUCGCUCUCUAUGGUAUAGGUAACGUCAAGGACCAACGAAUGCACCACCAAUUGCGAACGAACAAAAUAUCAAUGUUUACCCCUCAAGACAAGGACGAUUGGUUCAACAUUAUGCUUUUACAUCAGAACAGAGUUCAGCGCGGUCCUCUCGAGAGCGUUCCGGAAGGCAUGUUUGAUGACUCUAUCGACCUCAUUGUCUGGGGACACGAGCAUGAUUGCCGAAUCGAGCCAGAGCCAGUGGCCGGCAAACGCUACUUUAUCUCGCAGCCUGGUUCAACAGUCGCCACAUCGUUGUCAGAAGGAGAGGCAAUCCCAAAGCACUGCGCCUUGCUCGAGAUACAAGGGAAAGCAUUCGAGCUCACGCCGAUCAUGCUAAGGACCGUCAGACCUUUCAAGAUGGACACAAUUCACUUGGCAGAGAUUGCUGAGGAGGAAGAUGUCAAUUUGAAUGACAAAAUUGCAAUCAACGAACUUCUGAAGCAACGGAUACGCAAGCUGGUCAAAGAGGCUAAUGACGAAUUCGCCGAGAGGAACGAAAAUUCAGAGACUCCUGUACCUCCUAUGCUUCCUCUUGUGCGACUAAGAGUCGACGUUACCAAUGUGCCGGAAAUGAGCAACCCUCAGCGUCUUGGUCUCGAGUUUCAGCAAGAAAUAGCAAAUCCACGAGACGUCAUCCACUUUAUUCGCGCCAAACGAAAAGCGACCAAGAAUGUGAUCAACCAACCAGAGCUAGAAAUCGACCAAUUGGGUCUCGAAGGAAAAGCCAAGGUUGAAAAAGUUCGUGUUGGAAAGUUGGUUCAGGAGUUUUUGAGCGUUCAAGAUAUGAUGGUGCUCGGUGCCGAUGGUAUGAACGAAGCUAUUGAAUUAUUUGUCAUGAAGGAUAGUACUCAGGCGAUCCAAUCGUUUAUCCAACGCUCUGAGCGUAACAUGCAAAAGGAAGUUCCUGUUACCGAAGAUAUGGAUGAUAAUGGUAUUGAAUCUGUGUUCGCGGCUGCUCGUGAGGCGCAGGAUGCUCAGAUGAGACAGAAGAAACAAGCUCGGAAGGAGGCAAGAGACACAAACGGAAAUGACGCCGAGGCAGGAUCGAUGGGCUCAGUCGCAGGUGAUAAUCAGUCUAUGCAAGAUGAAGAAGAAGAAGAGGAGACGCCCAUAGUUCCGCCGAAGCGCAAGCCAGCGGCGAGGUCGACACCUGCGCCACCCGCGCCAAAGGCCAAAGCUCGAGCGACUCGAGUGACUACCACCAAAGGAAAAGGAAAGGCCAAGGUUGUUGAAUCUGACUCUGAAGAGGAGAAUUUCGAUGAUAUCAUGGAUAUUGACGAAGUCGACGACGACGAUGAUGAACCAGAGGAAAUGGCGCCUCCGCCCAAGAAGAGUCGAGCGAAGAAGACAACUCCGGCACCAGCACCAGCUAAAAAAGCACCCGCGAAGAGGACCACAGCGAAGGCCAAAGCAACCCAGUCAACACUCUCAUUUGCACCAUCGCGUAGUAAAUCUCAGCAGGCUGUCAUGCUUUCUGACUCUGACUAA